Molecule: messenger RNA, 659 nt
Organism: Ichthyophthirius multifiliis
Lineage: Eukaryota; Ciliophora; Oligohymenophorea; Hymenostomatida
Exons: 5
Biological process (GO): P450-containing electron transport chain
Cellular component (GO): mitochondrion
Molecular function (GO): 2 iron, 2 sulfur cluster binding
Source: RefSeq, a predicted model, not a curated record
AUAUAAAAAAAAAUGCAAUUUAUAUAGAAAGCAUUAAUAAUUUCCCUUAAAUAAAAAAAAAUAAAUGCACUUCCAUUUUAAAAUUUUGGAUCAUCCCAUGGUCAUGGGCAUUCAUCUUUUCCAGUUGGUGCUCCUGCUCCUGCAUUGUCAGACAAAAUUAUAUGGAUUAAUAUUUAAAACAGAAUUGGAUAAUUUGAAAGAAUUUCAGCUUUUGAAGGCGAAUCUUUAUUAACAUCAUUGAGCAGGAAUAAGGUUUCUGGGCUUAUACCCGGUUGUGAAGGUGGCGAAGAUAUUAUUACAAUGCUUGAAUAACCUAUAGACCCAAAUACAUAUGGACCUUUUUGCAGUGGAUGCUAAGUAAUAGUUUCAGAACCGUGGAGAACUAAAAUGGGUGAGUUACAUAUACUCGAAUAAAGAAAUAUUGAUAGAGGAGAAUACCCUGCUACACCAAACACAAGAUUAGCAUGUUGUGUUCUCGUUUAAAAAUGGAUGAAUGAAAUGAUCAUAUCCAUUAGUUAGAAUGCUCCUGCCGAAGCUGAUGAUUAAUAUUCACUUUGAAUAAAUAUAUUUUAUAUUUUUUUAUAUAAAUAAUACAUAAAAUAUAUAAUAAAUUAAAUUUAUUAUUAGAUUUAUUUCUUAUAAGAUUUCUUUAUUUAAUU